Hypanus sabinus (Atlantic stingray) is the source of this 3024-nucleotide messenger RNA. RefSeq names its product inter-alpha-trypsin inhibitor heavy chain 5 (gene itih5). Gene Ontology annotation, molecular function: serine-type endopeptidase inhibitor activity. The record is from RefSeq and is a predicted model, not a curated record. The coding region runs from base 1 to 2790 and encodes 929 amino acids. Lineage: Eukaryota; Metazoa; Chordata; Chondrichthyes; Myliobatiformes; Dasyatidae. Gene Ontology annotation, biological process: hyaluronan metabolic process. The transcript is spliced from 13 exons.
AUGAUCGCUCUCCUUUUAUUGGGGGUCUUUCUGACCGUUUGGACGCAGGGCUCUAGGGUCGACCACGACUUUAACAGAGUGUCCCUUCUGAAGCUUGAAUCUCAGCGUCCCGCGAGGCAGACAGUUGUUCAGCAGAGACUGGACAGUAAACCUCACGUGACAGAUUUCAUUGUGAAGUCCACCAUCUUUUCUCGCUACGCCUUCACAGCUGUUUCCUGCACCAUGGUUAAUCGGGCUUUUAGAGCCAAGGAUGCGGUUUUCCAGAUGCAGUUUCCAGCUGCCGCCUUCAUUUCCAACUUUACAAUGAUCAUCGGCAAAAGAAUACACCAGAGCGAGAUUUCAGGAAUAGCAAAGCCAUCCAGAGAGAAACAGAAAGGCCACUCUGGGCAAAAUACAGACAGUGAGGUGGAAACCUUCACUGUAACUACAAAGUUGCCUGCAAGGACCAAGGGAUUGUUCCUUCUGACCUACGAGGAACUCCUGGAGAGGCGGCUGGGAAAGUACACACACGUUAUCAGUGUCAGACCCAAGCAAAUCGUUCCGAGGCUCUUGGUGGAGAUCCAUUUGAUGGAGAAUUCUGGGAUCACUUUCCUGGAGGUUGCUCCUUUAAGGACGAGCAAGCUGACCAAUCACAGUGCUGCAGGUCCACCUCCACCAUCGACCAAGAUCAACCAAACCAGGACAUCAGCCCAUGUCAAGUUUGCUCCAACUGUUAAACAGCAAGAUGAAAUUGCUAAGAAUGGUGUUCUGGGUGACUUCAUUCUGAGAUACGAUGUUAACAGAGAAUUGGGAGCUGGCGAAGUUCAGGUUCAGAAUGGGUAUUUUGUUCAUUACUUUGCACCCAAGGAUCUUCCCCCUGUGCCAAAGAAUGUGGUGUUUAUAAUCGACACAAGUAGAUCAAUGGCUGGAAACAAAAUAAAACAGACUAAAGAUGCCCUUUUCACUAUCCUCAAAGACCUUCGACCCAUUGAUCACUUCAACAUCAUCAAUUUCUCUGGGCGCAUCAAGGUCUGGAAGCACGGAAGCCUUGUCCCUGUCACCCAGGAGACCCUCCUGGAUGCCAGAAAGUACAUCUACCUGAUGUCACCUUCAGGAGGUACUAAUAUAAAUGAUGCCAUUGAGACUGGAUCUAAGUUGCUGAAGGAUUAUAUCGCCCAGCAAGAUAAAACUGUUCGAACAAUUUCUUUAAUCAUCUUCUUGACCGAUGGGCGUCCAACUAUCUCUGAGGUUCAGCCUCAGAAGAUUUUGAGCAACACAAGAAAAGCUAUUGAGAAAAAGUUCUGUCUCUUCAGUCUGGGGAUAGGGAGGGAUGUGGACUAUAGGCUCCUGGAGCGAAUGUCUCUGGAAAACUGUGGGGUGAUGCGGAGAAUCAGUGAAGACUUAGAUGCUGCCGCCCAGCUGAAGGGAUUCUUCAAUGAAAUCGGGACACCGCUCCUUUCGGACAUCCGUGUGGAUUAUUCUGAAGAUGCGGUGGAGUACGUGACGCAGAAUUUCUUCACAAACUACUUCAACGGGUCAGAGCUUGUGAUCGCGGGCAAACUGGUCAAUGGCACAGUUGAUAAGCUCCAUGUAGAAGUAACAGCAAGCACCAGUGACAAGCAACUCACGUUGGAGACGGACGUCCCUGUCGAUGAGAGCAGAGAAAUGCCAAGCAGUGUCGAAGGGAAGCCGAGCAACGGUAACUUAAUCCGGAGGGCAUGGGGCUUCCUGGUCAUCAAAGAUUUGCUGAGGUCACGGCUAAAGAAUGGCAACAGCAAAAUAAAGGAAAUUAUUUCGGGGAAAGCAAGAAAUCUAUCACUGGAAUACCAUUUUCUCACACCCCUCACAACACUGACAGUGAAGGGGGUAGAAGAACAGAGCAGCCUAAACAAAGAGAAGGAAAUCUCUGUCCCUGAGGUGAAUGAUGAGGGAGUGCAGAGUCCACGCAAUGUAAAUCAACCAGACACUACCUCUUCAAGAAAGAAAAAGAAAACUGUGGUGAUUUCAAAAACAUCAGCUGAUGGGGACCCACAUUUUAUUGCUGACUUCCCCUUGAGCAAAUUGUCGGUGUGCUUUAACAUAGAUGGUCAGCCGGGAGAUGUGCUCAGACUGGUGUCUGAUCAUGACAACUCAGGUGUAACAGUCAAUGGACAACUAAUUGGAGCUCCGGCACCUCCUAGUGGUCAUAAGAAACAACGGACCUACUUCAAUACCAUCACAGUCAUUAUCAGUAAACCCUCCCGGUCCUACAUCCAAAUCACACCCCACAAGGUAAUCUUUGACAGUCGAGACAGGUUCAUCCUAUCGUGUGACAGAACAAUUGAGGUGGAGAGUGAAGGUUUGGUGGUGUCGGUGACAGCAAAGUCCAAUGUCACCGUGACAAUAAAUGAUUACAUCUCCUUUGUAAUCCUGGUUCAUCAGUAUAAAAACCCGGCCCCAUAUCAGAAGGAUCACCUUGGGUUCUACAUUCUCAACAGCAAAGGACUUUCCUCCAAUGCCCACGGUCUCCUGGGCCAGUUCUUGUACAGCCAUAUCCAGAUCACAAAUGCAGCCAGACCUCCAAGUUGGCAAAAUCAGGCUCUAAUCCCGUCAGGAGAAAGUGAGGCGACCACAGGACCCGGAGCUUCGCUGAGCAUCAAAGGCCGACUGGUUCCAGUGGUGAGGAAACAGCGGUGGAUUUACAAUGGGCAGCACCGUGUUGACUGUUGGUUUGCAAAGAACAAUGCUGCCCGUUUGAUUGAUGGAUCAUAUGGAGAUUACCUUGUGUCACAUCUCUUUGACACAACUACAGGCAAAUCCAAUCAACUCUAACUUCACCAGCUGGAGGGGAAUAUGAAGUAUAAUUUUCUCCACUGCUCCUCAUUGGGUUCAAUAUAUUUUAGGCUCUUGCACCAUCAUGAACGUUAUGCUUUGUUGUCCUGGUAACAACAUAGUUUGCAAAAUUGCAUGAAAGGUGUUUUGAGAUUUCAUUAAAAUCUCAGCCUCUAAGCUGUUUUGAGGUCUGGAAAACCUUUCUCUCAAAUAAAGAGUCUUGUUUUUUUCCAG